Vigna radiata var. radiata (mung bean) is the source of this 4942-nucleotide messenger RNA. RefSeq names its product pentatricopeptide repeat-containing protein At5g39710. Gene Ontology annotation, molecular function: protein binding. The record is from RefSeq and is a predicted model, not a curated record. The transcript is spliced from 2 exons. Bases 83 to 2398 code for a protein of 771 amino acids. Lineage: Eukaryota; Viridiplantae; Streptophyta; Magnoliopsida; Fabales; Fabaceae.
UAAACUAGAUAAUAAAAUUUCUUCUCUUAAGACACAAAAGGUUUAAAUCGUUCCAUCUGGUACCAGUGCUGCCAAAACGACAAUGGUUUUCCGGAAACCUAAACAUCACCGUCGUUAUUUUUCUUCAACCACUCUGUGUUCAUCUUCAUCUUCUUCUUCUUCUUCUUCCAACGACGCUCUGGUUGGAGAGAGAGCAAUCGCGUACCUUAAACGCCACCCUCAAAUGCUGCCAUCACUCUCUCAUCAUUUCACUCCCCAAGCCGCUUCCUACGUAUUACUCCACUCCCAAUCCAACCGCGGCAUUCUCCUCAAAUUCCUCUCCUGGGCCCAAGCCCGGGCCCACACUUUCCUCACCCCGCACUGCAAGUGUCUCGCCAUUCACAUUCUCACCCGCUUCAAGCUCUACAACACUGCGCACUCCCUCGCCGCCACCCUCAUCCACCACACUGCCACCGACCUUUUCCGCCACCUUCACGACACUUACUACCUCUGCAACUCCUCCUCCUCCGCCGCAACCGCAGCUGGUGCUUUCGACCUUGUUGUCAAAUCCCUCUCCCGCCUCGACUUCCCCGACAAAGCCCUGGCAGUCCUCCGCCUUGCCACCCGCCACGGCUUCGCGCUCGCCGUCCUCUCCCACAACGCCAUCCUCCAUGCGCUCCUCCGCCGCCAGCACCACAAAAGCUCCCUUCACCAAGCCGAACAACUGUUCCGCGACAUGAUCCUCAACGGCGUGUCGCCGAACGUGUACACUUACAACAUCAUGAUUCGCGGCGUGGUUGACCGGGCAGACUUGGAGAAGGGGUUCGGGUUCAUGCGCGAGAUGGAGAGGGGAGGGGUUUCGCCGACUGUGGUUACUUACAACACGCUGAUCGACGCUUGCUGCAAGAGGAGGAGGGUGAAGGAGGCGAUGAUGCUUCUGAGAGAGAUGGCGGCGAGGGGCGUGGUUGCGAAUUUGAUUUCGUACAAUUCGGUGAUCAAUGGAUUGUUUGGUGAGGGGAAAAUGAGUGAGGUUGGGGAAUUGGUUGAGGAGAUGAGUGACAAAGGGUUUGCUCCUGAUGAGGUCACUUAUAAUACUCUUGUUAAUGGGUUUUGCAAGGAGGGGAAUUUCCACCAGGGGUUUGUGCUGCUUUCGGAGAUGGUUGAGAAGGGGUUGUCACCAAAUGUUGUUACAUACACUACUUUGAUCAACUGUAUGUGCAAGGCUGGGAAUUUGAGUCGAGCGAUGGAAAUUUUCGAUCAGAUGCGUGUUAGGGGGCUGAGGCCGAAUGAGAGGACUUACACAACCUUGAUUGACGGGUUCUGCCGGAAAGGGUUGCUGAAUGAUGCUUAUAGGGUCUUGAGUGAGAUGAUUGUUAGUGGAUUUUCGCCGUCGGUUGUGACUUAUAACGCGCUUGUGCAUGGAUAUUGCUUUCUGGGGAGGGUGGAGGAGGCUGUGGGGAUUUUGAAGGGGAUGGUUGAGAGGGGGUUGUUUCCUGAUGUUGUUAGUUAUAGCACUGUUAUAGCUGGGUUUUGCAAAGAGCGGGAGCUGGGGAAAGCCUUUCGAAUGAAGGAGGAGAUGGUUGAGAAGGGUGUUAUGCCUGAUAGGGUUACAUAUUCCUCGCUCAUACAGGGUCUUUGUCUGCAGCAGAAACUGGUGGAAGCUUUUGAUUUGUUCCGAGAGAUGCUGCAGAUGGAUCUCCCGCCUGAUGAGGUUACGUACACUAGUUUGAUUAAUGCUCACUGCAUUGAAGGUGAGUUGAGCAAGGCUCUUCGUUUGCACGAUGAUAUGAUGCAGAGGGGUUUUUUGCCGGAUGAUGUUACCUACAGCGUGCUUAUUAAUGGACUUAAUAAGAAGGCUAGGACGAAGGAAGCAAAGAGGCUCCUCCUGAAGUUGUUUUAUGAGGAGUCUGUACCAAAUCAUGUAACAUACAAUACACUGAUCGAAAAUUGCAGUAAUAAUGAAUUUAAGAGCGUGGUAGGUCUUGUGAAAGGAUUCUGCAUGAAGGGUUUGAUGAAUGAAGCGGAUCAAGUUCUUAAGACAAUGCUUCAGAGGAAUCAUAAGCCUAAUGCAGCAAUUCAUAAUUUGAUAAUACACGGACAUUGUAGAAGUGGAAAUGUUCACAAGGCAUAUAAUAUGUAUACGGAGUUGGAACAUUAUGGUUUUGUUUCUCAUACAGUGACUGUAAUUGCUCUCGUCAAGGCACUAUCUAGGAAAGGGAUGAAUGAUGAGCUGAGUCAGGUUUUGCAAAAUGUGUUGAAGAGUUGUAAGCUUAAUGAUGCUGAGGUAGCUAAAGUACUUGUUGAGGUUAACUUCAAAGAAGGUAACAUGGACGCUGUUUUGAAUGUGCUAACUGAUAUGGCCAAGGAUGGCCUGCUACCUAACGGUGGGAUCCAUUCAUUUGCUCCGGGAAGCACCUAAUGUCUUUCCUCUCGUGCCCUGAACCGUGCUUUGUAUGCUGAAAUUAGAAUGGAUCCUUCUAGCUUACACCUAGCGUGUUUGGCUUGGAUUUACAAUGUGAAAAUGAAACCCUAGCUCCACAAUUAUCAAAGACCACCACCUUGGACAGAACUGAAUUGGCGGUGAUUACUGAUGUUCUUAAAUUGUUGCGUUACGUUAUCACUAAACUAGAGACAAGGUUCUUUUUAUUUGUUGCAGAUCACCCAGUGGAGAUGAAGUCUCGUCUGCUACAUAUAAUAUAAAUUAAGUGGUAAAUCAAAUGAGAUUCUCAUGGAAGGAAUCUUGGGCAUCGGUAGGAAUCUGUUAAACAACCAUUGCCAGAGCCUUCUACAAUGAAAUCAGUCAAAACCAUGGAGGUAAAAGUUUCCUUGCAAAAGAUAAGGGUAGUUUGGACCAUGGUGAGGGUAGUGGCAGAGCUUAUUUGCAAGAAAAGUUUCCAGGCAUCUUGAAAACUAGAAGGAUGAAUUUGCAUAACGUUGAACUGGGGAGGACUAUAAUAAGGGAAAGUAUCCUAUCGGAAAGGCUUUUGCCGAAAAAGGAAAUUUUAUAUAAUUAAUUUGGACCAACUAAAUGCUUUGUGUGGAAGUUACAAGUGGUUUGGUCAAGAGAAUAUAUUUUGUUGUCGCAACUAGAGAAGAGUAUUUACUGAAUGUUCUUCAGGAAGAGAACACACACAAACACAUAUACAUAGAAUGUAAGAAAUGGAAGAAGGCACAAUCCGUUGAGAUUUUCAUCUGGCAAAACUAGCUGUUCCAAUAUUAGAUUUUAUUUAACUCUCAAAAAGAGUCGUUGCUUACAUUGGAAGCCUGAAAUUGUGGGGAGCCUAAAAUUUUUCCCCAUGAUUCUUCAUUUAUUUAACUAUCAUAUUGGGAAUACAUAUAAGCCAUUUCUUUUUAGGUAAGGACAGAGACUGUUAGACUGAUUUAGAUGACAGUAGAUUUCACGAAAGAUUACGACAUAUGUCCUUGUAGACUAAGCCCUGUAAAAGUUUACUAGAAUCACAUGCUUCACAUGCCUACAAACUCUGUACAUUGGUUGAAAAACCUAAUCAGAAGCUCAACCCGUACUUCUUUAGCCCUGAUCAGAUGCUGGAGAGGAUUGGAAAGAGUUGCAUGCAGGUUGUAAUUGCCUGAAGCGAGUUCAUUCAAUUUUUCAUUUCUCCUUACUGAAGAAAGGGGCUACUUUCUCAACAGCAGGUACAACCAGUUCCCUUGUGUUGUCAGACUCAUGCACAUGAACUGCCAACCUAAACAGAUUCUUGAUACAUGUCAAAUUCAAACAGGAGAUCUUGAUUAUUAGUCCGUGAGUAUCAUUUCCGCACUUCUGAACACAACUGGAAUCUGAAGCUAAUAUCCGAGCUUACUUUCCUGGUUUUUCACCUUUGAUGUUUAGGGGAUUAUAGUGGGGGAAAACAUAAUUGGGAAGCAGGGGAUGAUAACCUUAGUUAAGGGGUUGUUGUAGUUAGAAGAGUUAAACUAUGGACAUAGUUCGGUGGAAAGAAUAAAGGGAAUUUGGAGUGGAAAAGGGACAGUAGUUGCAAUUCAGGAUAGAGAGGGAGAGCCCUCAAUCUCUCAAAUAUUCAGGAAUUUUAUUACUAUUCUUGUAUAGAUAGAUUGUUCUUUGUAUUGUACCCAUGCUAGGGACAGGAUUGGGAACUACGGUUCAUCGAUGAAGAUUCAUUAUUUUGUUCACAGGUAGAAGAACUAUAUCAAAAUCACAGAAAGAAUCUGGCUUAUUGACUUCUAAAGGCAACACUUGAAAUUGCAUUUUUCAUGUUGACAUAACUGAUAUAUGUUCGUGAACAAAUCCAGCCUUUCCAAAGGUAAAAAUGCUGUAGUUUGCAUGUAUAGUGUAUAGUAUAUUUAGUUGUUAAAAUUUUACUUAAAUUGAUUGUUCAAUCAUUAGAUAUAGCUUUCUGCAUUAUGCUUAUAUGAGUUAGCAGAUAUACAAGUAUUUCAGUUUAACUAAUGAUUCUAUUUGAGUUUAACUAGUGAUUUUAAGUUUCAGUUUGAAUAAUCUUUAAAGGAUGAUACAUGUGAUUUACAUCAAAGGCUUUGUUAUAUUUUUGUUAAAAAAAUCCAUGGGAGAGAAAACCUUAAUCCAUUGGUAUAUAAACAAAAACAGAGAACAUAGAUGUAUUUUGUUGACGUUCUUAUAUUUCCUUAAACGGAAAAUUUCUAACAUGAUGCUAAGCGGGACUGAUGUGGCGUUCAAUGCUAGCUAGGAAUUUUAUCUAUGGAAGCAUUUUAGCUCUGGACUGUUGAGUGUCACUUUUUUCAUUGAACGAUCACUUUUGUGAAUGGUCUGUGAUUAGUGGUGGUGGUAGAACACCGUUGAUUGUAGGUGUUGGCGUAGAUGUUUGACGUGAACAUGUUUUAAGAAUUAGGUUUCUUCACUUUCAUUUGGAUUCUCUGAGUACAUUCAAAGGAUCUCUUAAUUUCUCGUACUCUUCUGUUAAAUUGUUCUUUGUACUUAGUUUUAGUUGAGCAGAAGACAACUCAAACA